AUGGAUGGCUUUGAUGAUGCCAAUGCACUGCCAGCCUACCAGGCUGUUAAGCCAACUGUUGACGUCUUCAUCCUCCUUAUGGGAGUCGGCUGGGCGAUUAACUACACUGGGAUAUUGCACAAGUCAUUUCAAGAUCGAACCUACGGAAUGGCAAUCAUGCCCCUGUGCAGCAACGUCGCCUGGGAAGUGGUUUACGGGCUGAUACACCCGUCUCCUAACACGAUCGAACGGGGUGUCGUCCUAGCCGGUCUCACCAUCAACUUCGCAGUCAUCUACGCGGCGAUUCGGUUUUCGCAAAGGAGAGGACACACAUGCCGCUGGUGA
Aspergillus pseudoviridinutans is the source of this 324-nucleotide messenger RNA. RefSeq lists its product as uncharacterized. The record is from RefSeq and is a predicted model, not a curated record. Gene Ontology annotation, molecular function: lyase activity. The coding region runs from base 1 to 324 and encodes 107 amino acids. Lineage: Eukaryota; Fungi; Ascomycota; Eurotiomycetes; Eurotiales; Aspergillaceae. The transcript has a single exon.